This is a messenger RNA of Belonocnema kinseyi, 953 nucleotides long. Its product is annotated as esterase OVCA2. The record is from RefSeq and is a predicted model, not a curated record. Gene Ontology annotation, biological process: response to retinoic acid. The transcript is spliced from 5 exons. Lineage: Eukaryota; Metazoa; Arthropoda; Insecta; Hymenoptera; Cynipidae. The coding region runs from base 187 to 870 and encodes 227 amino acids. Gene Ontology annotation, cellular component: nucleus; cytoplasm.
AAGAAUUCCGAACUCCAGCCUCUCAGCAAGAAAAGUAGAACGCGACACAUUAUUCGAACAUUUAUGGCAUAUAUAUCAAUAAGAAAUAAGUAAAUUUAAGUUAGUAAUCAAAUUAAAUGGUUUUUACAUUAAUGUUUAUCACGUAGAGUGAAAAAUUGGAGGUUAUUCGAUCGAGGUAGAGAAAUAAUGACUAGUCCAGAUAAAUUACGAAUUCUAGCAAUUCAUGGAUACCGUCAAUCAGAUUUGACUUUCAGAGCAAAAAUCGGAUCCCUGAGGAAGAGUUUGAAAAAGGAAGUAGAUUUUGUUUUUGUAAAAGCUCCUCAUAAAGUUCCACCUCUAGAAGAAGCUGCUAAAGAAGAAGAUUCUGAAACAGAAGGAUUUGGUUGGUGGUUCAAUACUGAAGACAGAGUAUUCAGGGCAAUUGUACCCAGCAAUUUAUCAGUGGGUUUUGAAGAAAGCGUAGCUUUAAUAGAAAAAACUUUUGAAGUAUCUGGCCCAUUCGAUGGAUUGCUUGGAUUCUCCCAAGGGGCAUCAUUCGUUUCUAUUCUCUGUGCCAUGCAAGAGAAAAAACUUUCCCCCAUACAGUUUGAUUUUGCGAUCCUGGUUUCCGGUUUUAAGUCACUUUGUGAGCCACACGCUAUUUACUACAAAGAAGUAAAAUUCGACUUACCAACUUUGCACGUUUAUGGAGAGGGCGACAAAAUAAUUCCCACCACAGUGGCAGCAGAGUUAUUGGAACUAUUUUCCGACCCAAAAAAGUAUUUUAUACACGAAGGUGGUCACUACGUUCCAGGAAAAAAAAACAUUUAUAACGAUUUUAUCCAGGAGAUGUUAGCAAAAAAAUCUGCUCGAAAAGAAACUCUCAAUUAACAUACCAAAAUUACCAAGGAAAUAAAAAAAUCACAUUGGUACUUAAUUUAAAAAAUAGCAGUAUUAGUGUAAAUAAAAGAAAU